Molecule: messenger RNA, 1017 nt
Organism: Adineta ricciae
Lineage: Eukaryota; Metazoa; Rotifera; Eurotatoria; Adinetida; Adinetidae
Source: the annotation of a GenBank genome assembly
AUGGUACAGAAAACGUACUCUAAUAAUGAUCGCUAUGAAGGAGAAUUAGUCGGUGGAAAACGACAUGGUCAAGGAACGUUAUUUUACGCAAAGGGUGGAAAGUACUCAGGUGGUUGGAAAAAAGAUGAGCGUGAUGGUUACGGAGUCAAUAUUUGGGACAAUGGUGAUCGUUGUGAAGGGAAUUGGAAAAACAAUAAAUUGCAUGGACAAGUAACAUUUCAUUAUUCGGAUGGGGGAAGUUAUUCAAGUGAAUUUCGAAAUGGAGUAGAUAUUCACGAAAAAAAACCUGAUUCGAAAACAUUAGCUACGCCAACUAAACCUGAGUAUACGAAAAACGAAACAACUGAAGAAAGGUGCGACUCAGUUUCUUGUCCAAGUAUGAAUUUAUCAUAUGAAUUUAUCAAAUCAUUGAAAUGGCCCGAGUCAAUAUUCUAUCCUGAAGAAGAUAGAUGUUAUUGUUCAAGAUGCUAUCAUCCUAGCUGGUCAGAUGCAGUCACAGCAGGUGGAGCAAAGUAUGUUAUUCCAAGAGAAUGGGUGCGUUUUGGUCUUUUGGUUGAUCCGGUAUUUCCAAGUACUUGUAAGAUAUGGGACGAUUGGAUUGUUACAUUUCAUGGUACAACAAAAGAAGCAGCAAUCUCUAUUAUUCAGCAUCGUCACUUUUAUCUUCCAGGUGAUAAAUUACUUGAUGGAAGUAUUUUGGGCAUACGAGAUGGGCACAUUCCAAAUCAAAAAUUUAUUUUUACAUCACCCACGAUCGUUUAUUCGAGCUCACGAGUUUACGCUCCCAUUUAUACUUUUCAAUCCGAGGAAGAUAACCGCGUGUAUCAAGCUCAAAUAGUUCUUCAAUGUCGACAAAAGCCCGAUUCAUUCAAAGUUCAACGUGAAACAAUUGGCCUUGGAAAGAAACGCAUUUGUUCAGUUAUACCCAAUGAAAAGAUGGAAUAUUUCACAGAUAUAAGAUCAUCACUCGUUGCUUAUGGAUUACUUGUGCGUGUAGGAGAAAAUUUAGCUUCAUAA